Hemiscyllium ocellatum (epaulette shark) is the source of this 3468-nucleotide messenger RNA. It is a transcript of the gene reck, whose product is annotated as reversion-inducing-cysteine-rich protein with kazal motifs. The record is from RefSeq and is a predicted model, not a curated record. Gene Ontology annotation, cellular component: plasma membrane. Gene Ontology annotation, molecular function: metalloendopeptidase inhibitor activity; protein binding. NCBI's taxonomy places the organism in Eukaryota, Metazoa, Chordata, Chondrichthyes, Orectolobiformes, Hemiscylliidae. The transcript has 25 exons. The coding region runs from base 376 to 3243 and encodes 955 amino acids. Gene Ontology annotation, biological process: blood vessel maturation; extracellular matrix organization; sprouting angiogenesis.
GGUCCCUGUAGUUGUUGGUGGUGGAACCGGAGAGAAAGGGUCUGUUCGUGGAUCCGGGAGUCGGGCCCCGCUGUGAGGAAAAGAAUUUAUAACUCUUGCUGAAAUUGCUGUUGGAAGUGGCAAUAUCCAGGGAGGUUUUAUGAGUCUCCACUGAACACCAUGGAAAAAAGGUGAAAAUUCUCAACCAACAACGUAAGGGAAGGCCUACAUAGACUUUGGAUAUUUGUAACAUGAAGCCAAUUUAAUGGAGCAAGGGGAUAAAUGGGAUCCACAGAGACAGACUGCCUUGUAAUUUCUUCAUUGGCGGAUGUAGAAUACGUUCCUGUGUAUUGGCUGUAGAUUAGAGCAUUUCAGCCAAAUCAGUGACUUUUCCUCAUGGCCCACAGCAGCACCCUAGCAGUUCCAUUAUUAUUCUUGGCAUUGAAGAUCUUCAGAUGUGGAGCUGAAGAAGUAUCAUGUUGUUAUCAAGCAAGAGAGUAUCCAAUUUGCAGAGACGCUUGUGAUCAGCUAACAUCCACAAAAAGUGAGUCUCGGCUGAAACACCUUCUGCAGCGAUUACCUGGUUAUUGUCCAGAGUCUCUGCUUGAAUUCUGGGUUUGUAUUAACUCUUCUUUGCCUGGAGCAUCAAAGAAAACUGAAGGCUGGGUUGGCUUAGGGUGUUGUGAGUUGGCCAUUGCUGGAGAAUGUCGACGUGCAUGUAAGCAGGCUUCUUCAAAGAAUGAUCUUAAGAGCUGUAGAAAGGAAUUUGAGACUGCUUUUUUCAGCUGUGUGAACAGAAAUGAGAAGGGAUCCCUGUGUUGCAGCUAUGCAGGACGACACACAAACUGUAGAGAAUAUUGCCAAGCUAUUUUCCGUACAGAUUCUUCUCCCACACAGUCGCAGAUUAAAGCUGUGGAAAACUAUUGUGCCUCCAUCAGCCCACAGCUUAUUCAAUGUGUUGACAACUAUACUCGCUCGUAUCCAAUGAAAAAUCCCAUUGAUAGUUUAUAUUGCUGUGACAGAGCAGAAGACCCAGCUUGUCAGACAACAUGUCAACGAGUGCUGAUGACAAAAUCAACAGAUCAAGAAAUUGUUGACGGACUUAUUGAAGGGUGUAAGAAAAUGCCUCUGCCUCAGGAUCCACUCUGGCAGUGUUUUCUAGAAAGCUCUGGAUCAAGUAACCCAGAUAAUAGUACAAAUGGGCUGCCUGCUACAGCUGUUGAUGGUGCUAAGUUACACUGUUGUUCCAAAGCGAACACUUCUAUCUGCAGGGACCUCUGUAUUAAAUUAUAUAGCAGCAGGUGGAGAGGCACAACUCACUGGCAAGAAUUUGAUAGGGUCUGUGAAUAUAAUCCUCUGGAAGCUGCCAUGUUUACAUGCUUGGCUGAUGUCAGAGAACCAUGUCAACUGGGUUGUCAAGGUCUCAAGUACUGCACUAAUUUUAACAACAGGCCCACAGAAUUAUUUCGCAGCUGCAAUACUCAGUCAGACCAAGGAGCCAAGAAUGACAUGAAACUUUGGGAGAAAGGGACCAUAAAGAUGCCUUUUAUGAACAUACCUGUGAAAAAUAUUAAGACCUGUCAACCAGAAAUGUGGAAAGCAGUUGCCUGUUUAUUACAAAUCAAACCAUGCCACAGCAAGUCUGGAGGAAGUAUAUGCAAGUCAGACUGUAUAGAAAUUCUUACAAAUUGUGGAGACCAUAGUAAAUUUCCAACAGAGCAGACUGCUGAAACUAUUUGUAAUCUCUUGUCCCCAGUUGAUGAUUUCAAGAAUUGCAUUCCACUCAGAAAGUAUCUUGCUCCAAGUCCUUUCCACAAUAUUGUUGAAGAGGUCAUUCAUCCGUGUAACCCUAAUGUGUGCCCCAAUAACCAUGUGUGUGAGGUAAAUCGAAAAGGUUGCCAACCUGGGCAAGACUGUCUUCCCUACUUGUGUGUCCCAGGAUGCAAGUUGGGAGAGGCUUCUGAUUUCCUUGUCCGUCAGGGCACCCUAAUUCAGCUUCCUGUGGCAAAUGGAGAAAUGGGUUGUUACAGAGUGUGCACUUGUGGCCCAAGUGGACGCUUGGAAAAUUGUCUGGAGAUGCCUUGUAUUGAUGUGCAGAAAACCUGCAUUGUAGGAGGCCAGAGGAAAAGUCAUGGAACAUCUUUUAAAGUGGACUGCAACAUAUGCUCAUGUUUUGCUGGGGAGCUAAUUUGUUCAAACCGUCAGUGUUUGAGUGAAUACAGUUCUCAAACAGAUCGGAGUAUGUUCACAGGUCUUCCCUGCAAUUGUGCUGACCAAUUUGUACCGGUUUGUGCUCACAAUGGACGUACGUACCCAAGUGCUUGUAUUGCACGAUGUGUUGGACUGCAAGACAAUCAAUUUGAAUUUGGACCUUGUAAAUCCAAAGAUCCAUGCACUCCCAAUCCAUGUUCCAAAAGUCAAAGGUGUAUUCCAAAACCAAAGGUUUGUCUGACUAGCAUUGCCUUGCUUGAAUGUGAACAGUACGAGUGUAUCUCAAGAUCAAUGAGUUGUGAACUACUUCCAAUUGAACCUGUUUGUGAUACAGAAAAUGUGGAACAUGCCAAUCAAUGUGCCUUGUACCAAAGAUCGAAAACAUUGUCCUACAUGGGCCCAUGUCAGGAUAUUUGUAGGCAGCAGUCAGUCUGUGGUCAUAAUGGUGAGACCUAUGAUAAUCUAUGUGCUGCCUACUCUGAUCGUGUGGCAGUGGACUAUAUUGGACGUUGCCAAGCUGUAGGCAUUCUUCCCAGUAACACUUCUCAUCCAGAGUGCUCAUCUGUCACAUGUUCACCGCUCCCCAAAAAUGGAUGCAAGCCUGUUACUCCACCCGGAGCCUGUUGCCCACUGUGUGCUGGAAUGCUACGUGUAUUAUGGAGCAAAGAUCAGUUGGACAGCCUUGCAAAGUUAAAUGGGGGAAGACCAGUGUCUGUACACGACAUCAUUUAUAUUUUGCGUUUCCACGUUUCAGUACCUCAGUGUGAUGUUUUUGGCUACCUAAGUAUAGAAUCUGACCUCGUGAUCCUCAUCAUUCCAGUUGAUCAAGAUCCAACAAAAUUACAGAUUGAGGCUUGCAAUAAAGAGGCUGAGAAGAUAGACUCUCUCAUACAAUCUGGUAGUCCAACUUUAAUGGCCCAUGUACCUCUGUCAGCACUUACCACCUCACAGAUGCAACUUUCAUUAAUGGAUUCAUCUGACUCUGCAAAGACAAUCCUCUCCUCAGCUGCACUUUUACUAAGCCUAGUUGUUGCUUUGUCAGGAUUUUUAUGAUUCAGAAAGACAUUGCAUUUUUUAAAAUCAGGACAAGUCUGUAUUUAACGUGCUAUUGUGGAAUGCAUGCUUAAUGGCUGAACUACAACACCCUACAUAGAAAAUAUAGAGCAAGAUAAGCCAAUGAGUUAUACAAAAUUUCAACUUUGGCAUCUUCUAAAUGCAAGUAGAAUUCAAAAUAUAUCUUUAUACAGGCCUUUUUUGAAGGGCUUGGUUUAUUUUAUU